AUGAGGAGCAAGCUGGGAAUCUCUCCCAAGCAUUCUGGUUUACAUCGGUUUGAACAGAUCCCCGAUCAGCCUUACGACGGGAUGCACAACCCCAACGACGUCACUAUUGAUAUUCCCCUCACGGAAGCCCCUAGCCAGAAUGGUACUGGGCAUUGGGGCUCCGGGUCUGGCUCGACAAAGGGACUUGUCACGGAGCCUUUAGAGGGUGAGAAGCAGGGGAUUAUCGCGCCUGGUCGUCGCCGUCGCAUUGAUUCUGAUAUGCAUGAUCUGCGUGGUAAAGCGUCCGAGACCUCCGAUGAUGGUACCAUUAAUGUCGUUGGCCGGAUCUACCUGGCUAUCUACAAUUUCUCGAUUGUCACUCGUUACAUGAUCUAUGUCAUUCCUAUUGGUCUUUUGAUUGCUAUUCCGAUCAUUGUCGGAGCUACUGCGGCUCCUAAUGCGAAAAUCGCAGGCGUUCAUAUGUAUUGGUUCUUUACCUGGAUUGAGGUGGUUUGGGUCAGUCUGUGGGGGUGCAAGGUCAUGGCAAAAUUCAUUCCAUGGGUUUUCCAGUUGUUGUGUGGUAUCGUCAGCUCGGGUACUCGCAAGUAUGCACUUAUCUUGAGGGCCCUUGAAACUCCCCUUACGCUUGUAUUGUGGUGUGUAGUCUCGCUGUGCACUUUCCUUCCGAUUAUGACUGAAAACCCCAGCAAGAAAAGUUCUGGGGAUACUGACGAGAAGUCCUGGGAAAAGAGCGUCAAGAACGUCCUGCUCGGCUUUUUAGUCUGCAGCCUUAUUUACUUAGGUCAGAAGGCCAUUGUUCAGCUCAUUUCGAUCAGCUAUCACCGCAAGCAAUUCGACACCAAGAUCAAGGAGGCUAAGCGCAAUGUUUACCUUGUCAGUCUACUGUUCGAAGCCUCCCGCAACAUGUUUCCCAUGUACUGUGCGGAAUUCAACGAGGAUGACUCGACCAUUAUGGACCCCAUCUUGAGUCAGGCUGUUAAGAAGACUAAGCGGUCCUCGAUCAUGCCCCUGCGUAUGGUCCAGGACGUCGGUCGCACCGUUGGUCAGCAGGCUGGCCGUCUCGGUGACAAAGUGCAGGCUGCGGUGGGCAAUGUCGCGUCUGAAUUGACUGGAAAGCAAAUGUUCAACAACAACACCACUCACGCGGUGGUGGUCUCCGCACUGGAGCGUAAGCGCUGUGCUGCGGCCUUGGCCCGCCGUGUUUGGAUGUCCUUUGUUGUCGAAGGCCGUGAUUCUUUGUACAUUGAUGACAUUGUUGAGGUUCUGGGACCUGGUCACGAAGCCGAAGCUGACGAGUGCUUCGCCAUGUUGGACAAGGAUGGCAAUGGAGAUAUCUCUCUCGAUGAGAUGAUUCUUACUGUUACGGAGCUGGGACGCACGCGUAAGGCCCUGAACCACAGUAUGCACGAUGUCGACCAGGCUAUCGGUGUACUGGAUGGAUUGUUGUUCACUGUCGCUGCCGUGGUCGGCGUUCUGGUAUUCAUCUCUUUCGUCACCACUGGCUUUGGUACCGUCAUUGCGGCUGGAGCUACCUCUCUACUCUCUCUGAGUUUCGUAUUCUCGACCACCUGUCAGGAAGUCUUGGGUUCUUGUAUUUUCUUAUUCGUCAAGCACCCCUUCGAUAUCGGUGACCGUGUCGAUGUCAGCGACAAAGACUACAUCGUGGAACGCAUUUCUCUCUUAUUCACCGUCUUCCGUUCUAUCAACGACCACCGCUUGACUCAGGUCCCCAACAAUAUCCUGAACAGUUUGUGGGUUGACAACCUUACCCGUGCCAAUGCCAUGCAUGAAAGACUUACUGUCCCUGUCGCUUUCGACACCACCUUUGCCGAGGUUGAUGCCCUGCGUGCGGAGAUGGAGCUUUUCGUCCGUGAUAAAGAAAACUCUCGUGACUUCCAGCCUGAAUUCCUCGUUGAGGUGAUUGGCGUCGGCGACCUCGACAAGCUUCAGUUGCAAGUUGACAUCCGCCACAAGUCCAACUGGGCAAUCGAAUCCGUUCGUUCUGCGCGCCGCUCCAAGUUCAUGUGUGCCCUCGUUUUGGCCAUGCGCAAGCUCAAAAUUCGUGCCCCUGGUGUCGAUCGUCCUGAGGAAGAGUCCAAGGACGGCAAUGACGGUGAUGACAAGGGAGAAACCGCCGAUGACGCCCUCAAGACGACACUGAUCCAACCUGCCGCUGCCGCCGCAGUCGCAGACGACGCCUCCCUGGCCGCCGACACCGCGCAAGCCACAGGUGUCGACCGGAAGCGCUCAUCUGGCACACUCACCCAACGCGGCUCCACCAACCCAGCCAAUGAAGCCGCCAUCGCCGCAGCCCUUAACACUCGCUCGUCCCACCACGACCUGGACCCAGAGGACAACAACGCCCUCCACCGCACAGUCACCAACGCCUCAACGCAAGGCGCCCGCCAAUUAAGUGUAAACAAUGGCGCAACCGGAUCAAUCGGCCGUGAGCCCUCCACCGGCCACCGCAAGGCUGGCCUCCGCGCCUCCUAUAACGAGCAGAUCCCAAUGCCGCCCCCACUCUCCCCAGUGCCUGCCGGUCUUACCCCGUCAGCGAGCACUGUCCCUAUCCUCCAAACUCCUGCUCCCCCAGGCUCCCGCGGCAGUGCUCGCUACGAGCCUCCCUCUCAUAUGUCGCACUCAGACCAAACUCGACCCACAAUCCUUCCCAUCAUCGGGUCCCCUGAGUCUGGAACCUACAACACAUCCUACUACAACUCCCGUUCAGAUAACAACAACCAGUACGAGUCUGUCGAGCUGGGCGGCUUUAAUGGUGAACAAAACAGACCGCACGAGUAUCCCUCUGCUGAUGGCCAGAGCCGCUAUGACGAACGGUAUGACCCCGUCUCUCCGCCUUCUAUCUACUCACCUCCGCAGCAGAAUGCUGAUGCGGAGAGCAGUGGGCGUCGGCCUUCUUUCAUGUCGCGUAUGAAGCAUGAGAAGUCGAACCAGUAUGACGGGCAUGAUGCUUAG
This is a messenger RNA of Penicillium pulvis, 2973 nucleotides long. RefSeq names its product serine/threonine protein kinase. The coding region runs from base 1 to 2973 and encodes 990 amino acids. The record is from RefSeq and is a predicted model, not a curated record. Gene Ontology annotation, molecular function: calcium ion binding; calcium channel activity. Gene Ontology annotation, cellular component: membrane. The transcript has 2 exons. Gene Ontology annotation, biological process: calcium ion transmembrane transport; intracellular calcium ion homeostasis. Lineage: Eukaryota; Fungi; Ascomycota; Eurotiomycetes; Eurotiales; Aspergillaceae.